Messenger RNA from Populus trichocarpa (black cottonwood), 1424 nucleotides. RefSeq lists its product as uncharacterized. Gene Ontology annotation, molecular function: nucleic acid binding; zinc ion binding. The transcript has 2 exons. Lineage: Eukaryota; Viridiplantae; Streptophyta; Magnoliopsida; Malpighiales; Salicaceae. Bases 142 to 1056 code for a protein of 304 amino acids. The record is from RefSeq and is a predicted model, not a curated record.
UCAAAUUCAACCAUUUUCUUUUAAAUUUUAGGGCAAAAGUAAUUCUUGAAAAUUGUCCUGUUAUUUAUUUAUUUAUUUCCAUCAAAAGAUUCAUACAUGUCUUGACACAAAAUAAAAACACCACAAACUCAUAAAAUUCCCAUGGAGUACGCAGCAGCAGCAUAUCCUCAAAUGCAUCAAAAUCAAAAUGCAAACCCUAACCCACCGCAGCAACAGCCACAGCGACAGCCACAACCAAUCUCUACUUCUUUAUACUCUUCUUAUUAUUAUCCUCCUCCUGCUGCUGUUGCUGCUGAUCCCCAAAACCAGCACAUUACUACUCAAUUCUACACCACUGACCCCACUACCAGUCUUACACCUCCUGGGGUUGAAUCCUACACUAACUACCCACAUCUUGCCUACUGUUUCGAUCCCAAUUCCAAUACUUGGGUUGCUAAGGAAGCUGUUCGGCAAUAUGGGUCUGCUCCUGCUGCCUUUCCUGCCCCUGUUAGCAACACUAUACCUCCAAAUGGCACAGAGCAGUUGGCCGUUUCACAUCUGGACUCAACUUUGUGGGCCAAUCUUACAUUUCUUGCCCAAGGAAAUAGCAAUCAGAAGAAGCAACAGAAAAAAACACAGCAAAAGAAAAUGAAGGUUGUUCAAUCUGCAUAUUGUGAAGUUUGUAAGGUGGACUGCAACAGCAAGGAUGUACUUGACCAGCAUAAACUAGGAAAGAAGCAUAAGAAAAACUUGGAGAAAUUACAAGCAGCUGCUGCUGGCUGCAGUGUCUCAGCAGGAUCAAGUAAUCCAGUUAUUGGGCCACAAGAAAACCCCAGUAAGAGUGAAAAUGGAAAUGGGCAAAAGAGUAAGAAGAAGGCCGCUGAACCACUGGAAGAUUUGGAUACGAAGAGAAGAAGAAUUCUUGAGGGUGGAGCAGCAGCAGAUGCAGUCAGGGUAUGUUCGUUUUGUAAUGUGGUGUGCAACAGUGAUACAGUGUUCAAUUCUCAUCUUGCUGGACAAAAGCAUGCUGCUAUGCUGAAAAAGCUUGCUGGAAUAAGAAUGGCCACUGCCAUAUAAAUAUAAGAUAAUCAGAAUGAAUGGAUUGGACACACCUAGUACUUUCCUUUUUGUUGCUGUUCCGGUAUAUUCUUGUUCUAUUAACAUACGUAGCCAUUUUGUCUAUUCUGUUAGAGAACCGCCUCCACAGGGAAAUGUUUUUGAUAACAUGGCGGGGAGACUUGGCAUUCAUCAUCUCUAGGACUUUUUGAGUAGCACUGCUUACUUCCCUAGGCAUAAUUUUGUUUUCCAAAUGUCUGGAUGUUCAUAUCCAGGGAAGCACAACGAGCCAACAGUAUUUCCUACAAACACAACCAUUCUAACAAUCUUAUCCUUUGAACUGACUGUUUUUGAAAUGCAAUGUAUCUAUGAAAUUGAAGGAUCUGUAA